GCCCCGCGCCGUCCCCGCUGGCCGCCCCGCUGAUGCCGCUUCCCCGCGCGGGGCCCGCGCGCCGCUAGCAGCAUGUCUCGGCGCAAGCAGGCCAAGCCCCAGCACCUCAAGUCGGACGAGGAGCUGCCGCCGCCGGACGGGGCUCCCGAGCACGCGGCCCCCGGGGAGGGCGCUGAGGACGGGGACAGCGGGAACGAGAGCCGGAGUGGAAGCGAGGAGACGCACGUCUGUGAUAAGUGCUGCGCCGAGUUCUUCAAGUGGACGGACCUCCUGGAGCACAAGAAGGCCUGCACCAAGAACCCCCUGGUGCUGAUCGUCAGCGAAGAUGAGCCGGCCCCGCCCUCUGAAGAGUUUCCAGAACCUUCUCCGGCCAGCUCUCCCAGCGAGCACACGGAGAGUGAGGCUGCCGAGGAGACGGCCCCCACAGAGGGCGGGGAGGGCGGGGAGGUGAGGGCCCCCGAGAAGGAGGACGAGCCCAUGGAAGUGGGCCCCUCCGUGGACAAGAGCUUCCAGAGCCCGGGCCCCACGCACGCAGGGAAGCCGCCUCUACCUCAGGUCCCUGAACCGGCCCCCGUGGCCGCCUACAGCAUGCCAAACACCAACGUGACGCUGGAGACCCUCCUGAGCACCAAGGUGGCCGUGGCACAGUUCUCCCAGAACACGAGGGCUGCAGGAGCCGUGGGAUCCAGCGGCGGGGUGGCGGCCGUGGCCAUCCCCGUGAUCCUGGAGCAGCUCAUGGCCCUGCAGCAACAGCAGAUCCACCAGCUGCAGCUCAUCGAGCAGAUCCGCAGCCAGGUGGCCAUGAUGAACCACCAAUCGCUGCGGCCACCGCUGAACCCCAGAGCGGCCACGGGGGCCCAGAGCGCCCCGCUGCCCACCUCCGGCCAGCUCCCGGGGCUGGCCGCGCACUCGGCCCUGCAGCUCUCAGCCGGGGCCGCCCCCAUCCCCACGGCACCCGGCCCUGCCACCCAGCCGGCCACCUACGAGGGCCCCCAACACCUGGCCCAGCCGGCGUCCGGAGCCAGCACUCCACACGUCCCGGGCGGGGGCCCCUCCGGCCCCGAGCCCGGCGCCCCGGCGUCCUCCGGCGCGGCCCCGGCCUCCACUGCCCCGGCCCCGGCGGUCAGCGCCUCCGGCGCCCCCUGCCGGCCGCAAAACGCUUCCACGCCCCCCGCCCUGGGGCCCGGGCCCCUCCUCAGCUCGGCACCCAGCCUGCCAAGCCCACUUCUACCUCAGACCUCCGCCGGCAGUGUCAUCUUCCCCAACCCGCUGGUCAGCAUUGCAGCCACGGCCAGCGCGCUGGACCCCCUGUCGGCCCUCAUGAAGCACCGCAAGGGCAAGCCCCCCAAUGUGUCGGUGUUCGAGCCCAAGGCCAACGCCGAGGACCCCUUCUUCAAGCACAAGUGCAGGUUCUGUGCCAAGGUGUUUGGGAGCGACAGCGCCCUGCAGAUCCACCUGCGCUCCCACACGGGCGAGCGGCCUUUCAAGUGCAACAUCUGCGGCAACCGCUUCUCCACUAAGGGCAACCUGAAGGUCCACUUCCAGAGGCACAAGGAGAAGUACCCCCACAUCCAGAUGAACCCCUACCCCGUCCCCGAGUACCUGGACAGCGUGCCCACCUGCUCCGGGAUCCCCUACGGGAUGUCACUGCCCCCAGAGAAGCCGGCCACCACCUGGCUGGACAGCAAGCCCGUGCUGCCCACGGUGCCCACGUCGGUCGGGAUGCAGCUCCCGCCCACCCUCCCCGGCGUCAGCCUCGGCAGCUAUGCCGACUCCCCCAGCCUCACCCCCGCCAGCCGCUCCCCGCAGCGGCCCUCGCCGGCGUCCAGCGAGUGCCCCUCUCUGUCCCCAGGCCUGACCAGCUCCGAGGUGGUGACUGCCGAGUCCCCGCAGCCGGCACCCGGCGGGUCUUCCCUGCCCAAGACCGAGCCCAUGAGCCUGCCUUGCACAAACGCCAGGGCGGGGGACGUCCCCGCCACUGGGCAGGUGUCUGCCGCGUCCGCCCUCGCGGACAGCAGCCUGUCCCCCGGCCUCUGCAGCCCGGUCCUCCCGGCCGGCGCCGAGCAGUUCAAGGCCAAGUUUCCCUUCGGAGGGCUGCUUGACUCUAUGCAAACGUCCGAAACCUCCAAGCUGCAGCAGCUGGUGGAGAACAUCGACAAGAAGGUGACGGACCCCAACCAGUGCGCCAUCUGCCACCGCGUGCUGAGCUGCCAGAGCGCCCUGAAGAUGCACUACCGGACGCACACGGGCGAGCGGCCCUUCAAGUGCAAGAUCUGCGGGCGCGCCUUCACCACCAAGGGCAACCUGAAGACGCACUUCGGGGUCCACCGCGCCAAGCCGCCCCUGCGCGUGCAGCACUCCUGCCCCAUCUGCCAGAAGAAGUUCACCAACGCCGUGGUCCUGCAGCAGCACAUUCGCAUGCACAUGGGGGGGCAGAUCCCCAACACGCCACUGCCCGAGGGCUUCCAGGACGCCAUGGACGCCGAGCUGCCCUACGACGAGAAGGCCACGGACGCCCUGAGCGGCUACGACGAUGACAUGGACGAGAACUCCCUGGAGGAGGAUGCCGAGCUGAAGGACACGGCUGGCAACCCAUCCAAGCCGCUGCUGGCCUUCUCAAGCUCCUGCCCGCCCUCCCCGCCGUCCGUCAUCUCCAGCAUCGCCGCCCUGGAGAACCAGAUGAAGAUGAUGGACUCGGUCAUGAGCUGCCCCCAGAUGACCGCCCUCAAGUCCCUGGAGAACGGGUCCGGGGAGAGCGACCGUCUGAGCAACGACUCCUCGUCAGCUGUGGGCGACCUGGAGAGCCGGAGUGCGGGCAGCCCGGCCCUGUCCGAGUCAUCCUCCUUGCAGGCCCUGUCGCCCGGGAACAGUAACAGCGAGAGCCUGCCUUCUAAGUCCCCGGGCCUCGGCACCCAGGAGGAGCCGCCGGAGCCGCCGCUGAAGACGGAGAGGCAGGACAGCCCGCCCCCCGGGCCCGAGAACGGAGGGGCGCUGGACCUGACGGCCCCCCACCCCGGCCGGCCGGCCAUCAAGGAGGAGGCGCCCUGUAGCCUGCUGUUCCUGAGCCGAGAUCGGGGUAAGUGUGCGAGCACCGCGUGUCGUGUCUGUGCGAAGCCUUUUGCUUGCAGGAGCGUGCUGCAGAUCCACCUCCGCAGGCACACCAAGGAGCGGCCGUUCGUCUGCGCGGCCUGCGGGCGCGGCUGCUCCACCCUGGGUAACUUAAAGCAGCACUUGCUGACCCACAGGUUGCGCGAGCCGCUUCCCCAGUUGCUUGACCCCAGCUUUGCUCUAGGUCCCGGCCAGGGCACCCCGAGCCUGGGUCCCGGCUCCGCGCCCGCCACGAUCAAAACGGAAGUGAACGGGCACAGCAAGGCCGGCCCCUUGGCCGAGGGCCCGCCGCUGCCGGCUCCCAUCCAGGUGCCUGCGGGGCCCCCGACGGUGAUGAGCGCCGGCCUCGCGCCCAUGCUGGCCCCCCCGCCGCGCCGGACGCCCAAGCAGCACAACUGCCAGUCGUGCGGGAAAACCUUCUCCUCGGCCAGCGCCCUGCAGAUCCACGAGCGCACCCACACCGGGGAGAAGCCCUUCGGCUGCACCAUCUGCGGGAGAGCGUUCACCACCAAGGGCAACCUCAAGGUGCACAUGGGCACCCACAUGUGGAACAACGCCCCUGCCAGGCGCGGCCGCCGCCUGUCGGUGGAGAACCCCAUGGCCCUGCUGGGUGGUGACGCCCUGAAGUUCUCCGAGAUGUUCCAGAAGGAUCUGGCUGCACGGGCCAUGAACGUGGACCCCAGCUUUUGGAACCAGUACGCCGCAGCCAUCACCAACGGGCUGGCCAUGAAGAACAAUGAGAUCUCUGUCAUCCAGAACGGAGGCCUCCCCCAGCUCCCAGUAAGUCUCGGGGGAAGCGCGCUCCCCUCCCUGGGCUCCCUGGCUGCCGGGCUGGACAAGGCGCGGCCUGGCAGCAGCCCGCCCAUUGCAGGGCUGGACAAAGCCAAGUCGGACGCGGGAGCCGGCCGGCCGUUCACGCGGUUCAUUGAGGAUAACAAGGAGAUCGGGAUUAACUAGCCACGUCCCUGCCCUGUGGGUCCCCUUCCCCAUUCACCCAGAGCAGGAAAGACGUCACCGGGUGGCUGCCCGAGGUGGCCUCACCCGCUGCCCGGUGCGCCUUUCGCCGUGAGCUUGACCGUCCUCGAGAACUCGGCAACCUUUGAAAUAGAUUUAAGUCAAAAAGAGACGUCCUCGGAGAGCCACCUUGGGAACAGAAGGGGCUCAGAGCACAUCCAUUCCGUCCCUCCAAAGCCCAGCAGUGCCCAGAGGGGGCUCCCCGCCCUAUUCCAGGAAACUCGUUCAGUGGUUUUGUUCGAAUUAGUUAGAAACUUGAACUCUGUCCUUAGAACUCUUAUCUCGAAGACGUGGUCUAGUGCUCCCGGCGCCGUGUAGCAUGGCAGUACCUUCGUCUGUGGUAUUUAUGAUGUUAAGAUGAUGCGGGUAACAGACAAUACAGCCCAACUUUAACGGAAGCUUCUGUACUGCAGAAUACAUCUGGCUGUGUGAUUUUUGUUUUUUAAAGCAAGAUUUGUUUUACUAUAAAUAAGUGGGUUAUUUCCAUGCAGGCAAAAUUGUGAAGUUCUGUUAGGAAAGAGCAUGCUUUUCGUGUGCAAGCACCUGUCAGUAACAAGCCUUUUUUUUUUUUUUUUUUUUUUUAACUUAAAUGUUUGUAGCUGCUAUGUGGAUAUAGUGUUCUCUAGUGUGGUGUGUAGCCCAGCAGUUGGGAACAAGUUACAGACAGACACCACCGUGAAUUAUUCACAACGUUAUAGCAGUUGUGAGUACAUAUCUCGCAUUAUCAAACCUGUACAAUAAAAAGGUAAUGUUUGUAUAAUGUGGUUGAAAACUCUUAAUUUAUACUCUUGCACUUUUAGUAUUUUGUAUUAGGGAGGUUUGUCUAUAAUUGGAAAAUUUUAAAAGAUGUAAAGUAUUUUAUAAAUAGUACUUUGAUUGAAGGAAAAUGAAGAGGGAAAAAAAAAAAAAAGCUGUUACAGUCUUAGGUCAGACGGUAUGAGAAAUCUGUGCUCCUUAACCGGAAAAGCCUCCAAGACUUGUCAGUUCCUCAAUAAACUAGGGCCUGCUGUUUCUUAAAUUAAAUGAUUUAACUUUUCUACGAAGCCCAUUUAAAAACUUGACCACCCUAAGAAAACUUUGAUGAAUUCAUCUUAGGACUGUGACACCAGUACAAGCCAGGAAGUAAGCCAGAGAGCACUGCAUAGGUUUGACGCUACUGUAGCCUCUGCUCUCUUUCUCGCACGCCCCCCGAACGAGAGUUUGACUGCCUGCGAGGCCUGCUUUUGUGCUCAAUAAACUGCAGAGAGGUGUCGGGUGUCAGGCAGUAUAAUCAGUCAUAACUGGGACGUUUUUCUGAGUUCCUGAUUUAUUUAUUAUCUUCUCAGAUGAAAACAAAGCACACUGUCAUCUGAUCAAAGCACAGUCUCGUGCUGGUGAUUCUGCCCAUUGCCCCGUGUCAGGAAAGGGCCCUGGGCAGGUGCCGGGCGGCGGGGCUGAGCCAGGCCCACACAGAAGUGUUGUGUGCUCUACCUCAUUUUGUGCGUUGCAAGCAUGCUGGAGUCUGAGACCGUGAACUUCCUCUGGCAGUGCUGUCCUAGGUCGUCGUGGGUGGCCGGGUGACAGUGCGAGGGGCUGAGUCCCCGAGGAAGCAGUCGAGCCUUCUCAGUUGAAACCGAGACAUAGGACCAUCUUUCCAACACAGCCACAGCAACAAGUCACAUCGUGUCACUGAACAGAGUUUCAAAGACUCACAGAUAAGCAGACCUAGCCGUGAUCUCUGUCGGAAACGAACCCUGAACUCUCCAGCUCUGUUUCCCACGCAGGUGGGAUGGCGUGUGCCCGGGGUACCCUCUCCUCUCACGGGAUGGGUCGGGGGGUCCCAGCGUCGGGAAGAGAAAACAGGUGCUUGGUGUCGCUGUGUUUCAGCAGUGAAUGUUCUUAUUAUUUAUGUGUCCUUUUUGCUGUGAUUUUUUUUUUUUCCUUUUUGGUUAGUAUUUGGUACCAUGUAGUGUUCUCUCCUCGCAAAAGGGUGUGUAUAUAACGUAAGAAAAGAGAAAUGUAAAGUGCUGUAAAUAAGAUGGCCCAUGACGGGACAGUGAGACUGUCCCCACCCUGUGCUCAGGGCGAGGCUGUCCCUCUCCGCAUGGUGAAGAGACACUAUUUUUCUAUUGCAACACCGUGUAGGGCCAGGGGCCUCCCUGAACCAGUGGAGAAUUGUUACCCAGAUCCAAUAUUUUUUAUGAUGAAAUCUGUGGCUUGACACAUCUACUGAUUGAAAUGGAUGUCUUAGUCUAGGUUCCUAUUUUUGUCAUACGGAAUUGAAUAAAAUGCAGGAUGUAAUAUGA
Molecule: messenger RNA, 6407 nt
Organism: Orcinus orca (killer whale)
Lineage: Eukaryota; Metazoa; Chordata; Mammalia; Artiodactyla; Delphinidae
Gene: SALL3
Product: spalt like transcription factor 3
Exons: 3
Coding region: 73-4065 (1330 amino acids)
Biological process (GO): regulation of transcription by RNA polymerase II
Cellular component (GO): nucleus
Molecular function (GO): RNA polymerase II cis-regulatory region sequence-specific DNA binding; DNA-binding transcription factor activity, RNA polymerase II-specific
Source: RefSeq, a predicted model, not a curated record